AUGACGGAAACUAGAAGAAUGCAGCUUCACCUUGGAAAAUGUAUAGAAGAUUUGGAUAAAAUGUACAAUUUACCAGAUUUGAAAUCCAAACGAGCUACCUUGUUAUGUAAAACAGCUCAAAAAUUGUUUGAGAGUGCUGAAGAGGCUUACAAAAACGGUGAUGAGGAGUACUCGUAUGUUUAUUAUAUGAAAUACUUGCGUAUCAUUGCUUUUAUAACCAAAGAUAAAGAGUAUCAGAAAGACAAAACUUAUUUCAACAAUAUGCUUGGUUCUAAAAACCCAAACAAAGCUAUAGAUGCUGCUGAAAAACUGAAAAACAGCCUCAUAGAAAGGUAUGAAAAAGAACGAAAAGCACAAAGACUCAAUGACAUCAAGGAAAAUGAACUGAUUAAACAAAAAAUAGAAGAGAAUAGAAAAAAAGCUAUGGAGUCCAUGGCUGUUGUGGAACCUGCCCCCACAAUGGGAUUGCCAAGUUUGGAUGAAGUAACAAUUAGAAGUGAACAGCUGUACACAAUCCUAAAGAAUGGCAAAUUGAAAGUAAUGAUACUUGAUGCGAGGCCUGGCAAGGAUUACAUAGAGUCCCACAUCAAUCACCAUGCCUGUAUUAGUGUUCCUGAAGAUUGUAUAUCACCAGGAAAGUCAGCCAACACAUUAGAGCAAAGUUUGCCGACUGCCUCCAGACCCAUAUGGGCCGAACGAGCAACUAUGGAGCUUAUCAUAAUGCUGGACUGGAGCAGUACAACUGUUAUACCUGGAAAACCACUGCAUCUUCUAAAAACUAUUUUACUCAAGUGGGACGUGAAGGUACAAUAUGCGCGGGCUCCGCUGGCGCUGUGGGGCGGGUUCGAGGAGUGGCUCCUCAAGUACCCCGCCCUCACCACCAACCCCCGCGCCGCACCCCCGCCUCAGCAGCACCAUCUCCUCGACGACAUGCUCGGUGACAUUGACUACCCAAACUGGUCUGAUUUGAAUCCGGUGACACCACCCUCCAUCACACGACCUAAACUCGGCGAACCAGUUGUCGACAGAAGCAGCAAGGCAGCUGCGGUACAGAUGUACGAAGAGCGCGCGCGCAACAUGCAGAUGAUACUCGACCAGCAGGAACGGAUUGCUGACACAUCGCUCACGCUCGAAAUGCAACGAAUAGAGGCCGAACAGGAUUGGGAAAAAAUACAUAUACAAAAAGAGAACGCCCAACAAGAUGAACUGCGUGCUGUCUACAAACUGCGUGAACAGGAAAUCAUAUCACAACUGAUGCAGCUAGAGAACAAGCAAUAUGAUAUGGAACAAGAGAAUCAGAGUUUACGCGAACAAUUGGAAGAGUAUCAGCGGCGGGAGCGAGAGGAGGCAGCCCGUCUCGCUUCCACGCUCGCGCAAGAUCAACUGCAAGCUGAAGUGAACGAGCAGGCGGCUGCGGCGCGUGACCUGCAGGCUAAGCGAGCGCGUAUAGCCGCCGUGCAGUCCCAGCGGGACCAGCUGGACCGCCGCCGCGAGCAGCUGGAGAUAGAACGCAAGCGCAAGCUCGCUGAAGCGCGGGACAAGCGGAAGCCGAGCCAUGACCAGGACGAGGACGGCGACACGUACAUGAUGUCACCAGGAGACAGUCCUGGAGCGGCCGCGCUUAGUAGAUCGCACUCCUCACCAAACAUACCCAAGUUCCCGUCUGAUGAUGAAGAAAUGCUGGUGCCCUCUUUCGACCGCAGUACUAAACCCAACAAAGUGGCGCCCUCCAGCGAACUCUACCAGAGAGACUUCCAACCUGUUUGGGGUGAAGUGGGACGCGGACUGACCGGUCUCAAGAAUUUGGGUAAUACCUGCUACAUGAACUCCAUCAUCCAGUGCCUGAACAACACAGCCAUACUUGUCGCAUACUUCUGCAACGGACAAUAUCUGGAACACGUGAACAGGUCUCACAGCACGCGGGGCGCCAUAGCGGAGGAGGUGGCGGCGGUGGUGCGCGCGCUGUGGUCCGGACAGUAUCGGUUCAUCGCCACCAAGGAACUCAGGAACGAGGUAGGUAAACAUCAGCGCGCGUUCCGCGGCUGCGAGCAGCAGGACUCUCACGAGUUCCUCACGAUACUCAUGGACUGGCUCCAUCUAGAUCUACAGUUCACCAUCAGCGUGCCACAUAAGGAGAACUUACCUCCUUCGGAGAAAGCAUGGCAUGAAUACACAAAGUCUAAAGAGAGCCUGAUACUGAAGCUGUUCUACGGUCAGAUAAAGUCCACGGUAAGAUGUACGGUCUGCGGGAAGACCAGUACCAACUACGAGUCUUUCUCCAACCUGUCGCUAGAACUGCCGGCUAAUGCUACCCGCUGCUCGCUCAGUGACUGCCUGAAACUUUACCUGAACGGCGAAACGAUACCAGGCUGGAACUGUCCUAAUUGCAAAGAGAAACGGGACGCGGUCAAGAAGUUGGACAUAUCGCGUCUACCGCCAGUCUUAGUGAUACAUUUCAAACGAUUCUACGUUGAUCCCAAGGAGUACAUGGUGAACGCGUAUAGGAAACGGCAGACGUACAUAGACUUCCCGCUGGAGGAGUUGGACAUGAGACAGUUUUCCCUGCACUGUCCCAGCAAUCAUCUGUAUAACUUGUACGCGGUGUCCAAUCAUUACGGGUCUAUGGAGGGCGGUCAUUACACGGCCUACUGCAAGAGUAGUGUAUACGGAAAAUGGUACAAAUACGACGAUCACGUGGUCACAGAGAUCUCAGCGACCGACGUGAAGUCUAGUGCGGCAUACAUACUGUUCUACACAUCCUGUGGGUCACGGCUCGCGUGAUGCCCACCCCCGCCCCGCCGCCGGUAAACACGGGACAACGUCCGCGGGGUCAACUCGAUCGGGAACAACGUCCUUAUGGGACAACUCCAUCGGAGACAAAGUCUUUAUCGGACAACUCCACCGGGAGAACGUCUUAAGUGGACAAAACCACUGAUGGAAACGUCUUUAGGAAACAACUCCAUCAGGGACAACGUCCUUACGACACAAAUCCAUCGUGGAAAUCGUCCUUAUGAUACAACGUUGAUAAGGAUAAACAAAGACUGUGCCCCGCGGCGACUCUAGUGAACCUUAAAUAAAGAAUAUUACGCGAAACCCGUUGUAAGUGAUUACAUUAUUAUUAGUGCGAGCGAGUGGUAUAUUAUUAUAUCCAGUGUUGAGACAGAAUAGUGAAAAAUAUCUAGUGCGUGUAACGGCGUUGUCGUGUCGUCUUUGAUAUUAAAUAUGGAAGUAAUGUUGAGGGUUUCAUCUGCAGCUGUCGAGUAUUGUUAAGAAUGUUUUUAUUUAAUGUGACAGUGAUGCAGUCAUCUGUUAUAAAUAUUUGUGUCAGUCCUAACAUAUUAGUUGAAUUUAAUCAUCACAAUUUUAAAUUCAGAUGUUCAUCAAAACGGCAUGUAAUAUGGCUUACACCUUAUUUGGUAUAGAAUUACAAAUCUUAUAAUUUUCAGUUUGUUUUUAUAUUUGACAGAUUUUAUUUUUAAUAAGUUAUGUAUAAUAAAUAGCAUAGAAUCUAUGUUCAAUUGAGAACAAACUAUGUUAUAUAUUUAUUUAAAGUACUCAAAUAUACUUUCAAAAAUAAUUUCACUUUAUGCGACAAUUGAUUAUUUAUUUCAAGUAAUUGUUUUGGGUCAAACUUAGUAUUUAAUAUUUGUUCUUUUAUUAUCAUCAACACAACACACUACAGUUUUUUUUUGUUUCUUUUUUUAUUCUUCAAUUUCAGUCGAGUUUCAUUUGCAAAUAUUAAAAAUCUGUGAUGGGAAGUUAAAGUGGAAUGCAUAAAUUAAACAAACAUCUACCGCCUUAGUUCGUCGCCUUAAAGUAAGCCUUAAGAAGGAGCCAAUAUGUAAAUCAAUAAUUAUUAACUAUAGAAUCACUAUAGAAAUCAUAAUAGCUUCCAUAGCAAAGAAGUUACGAGUCUCAUUCCAACACUGUCAUCAAAAAUUAUCUUCAGUAUUAAUUUAUAAAUUAAAUGAAAAGUUAUUACUUAUUAAUAUUAACAACAUACUGUGGACGUUUGUAAUUUGCUUGCAUAUUAACUAGGAUAUAAAGAGGUAUAUCUUAUAUUUGUAUAAAUACAUUGGAAUAUAGUGUUCUAACUUAUUUUUUACAUUAGUACUUUUUGCUGGUUGUUGUAUUCGGAAUUGUGUAUUGUUUUGGAGAAAGACUGAGUAUUGGAUAUGAGUGACUGGCGCUUCAUAAACGAAAGAAUCCUUGGUAUAAUAACAUUAGUCAAUAUACUUCUAUACAGCUGUCUAUUGGGUCAAUCCAAUGAGAUGACUUAUUGUGACACCAUAGCCAUAAUAAAAGUAAUAAUCAAAUUAGAAAAUAGAUGACAAAUAUAAUAUUUUUUGUAUUUUCGUAAUAAACAUAAUCUUUAUUUUUGCACUCAACAGAUAACAAUUUUUAUAACCCAUUCAGAUGUAAAUUAUUAAGUAUUAUAAUCUGCAACAGUGAUGGAAACCUUAUGUUUUAUAAAUAAAAUAAGGUAGAAUCAUUUUUAUAUAAAAAUAUAUAAAUAGUAUAUCCACAUUCUGUAUCUCAUAUAAUCUUUCUCUAACAGUUUCUCAUUGCAAAACAGCAUUCUUGUUACUUAGAAAAAAUUUGGUUUAAUCCUAUGUGACCCCAUUGUUUUACUCUCACUAAUAGCAUAUAUGUAUUUUAUGUGAUCUCCAGUAAGGGGGAUCAAAAAUCGCUAUUUAAUUCACUUAUUAUACCUUGAUGCAAACUGCACAGAAGCAUUUAUCCCAUUAAUCUUUUAACAUAAAUUGAACUUUAACUUAAAUUGACUGACAUACUCAUAUCAUCAGUAAUAUUUUAUUUGAUUGUUAUAUGUACUCCUCUGUGCUCUGUGUACCUGUAAAUACUUUUGGGUAAUGUGACACCUAUAACUAAACUAUUCCAUCACUACUGCAAGGGGUAUAUAGAAGAACUGUUGUCUUUCAUAUUCUUCAAAUGGAAUGCUUAGGUUUUAUAUGCAAAGCAGGAGCAAAACAAUGGGAUCUUGUAAGAAUAAGCCGAAAAUUAACAUAGAAGACCCUAUAAUGUAUAUAAUUGAUUAGAAUACUUAUCGAAUAACAGUGCCUAAGGUUGGAAAUAUUAACAAAGUUGAUCCCUGGUGAAGUAUAUCUGACAGAUUUACCUGUAUGGGUAAUUUCAGUGAACCUAUCAGGUACAUCCACAUCAGAGCUGACAGUGCCAUUAAACAUAGCAGUUUUCAAAAGGAAAGAAUUAUUGUUGUUUGCUUUGUGUAUGGUACUUGUAUAUAAAAUACAUUAAUGAUUUAUUGUAAAUCUAAAUGUAAGACAAACUUUAUUAAAUUCUUUGUUAAUAU
Molecule: messenger RNA, 5329 nt
Organism: Diatraea saccharalis (sugarcane borer)
Lineage: Eukaryota; Metazoa; Arthropoda; Insecta; Lepidoptera; Crambidae
Source: the annotation of a GenBank genome assembly